This is a messenger RNA of Castor canadensis (American beaver), 1859 nucleotides long. NCBI's taxonomy places the organism in Eukaryota, Metazoa, Chordata, Mammalia, Rodentia, Castoridae. The record is from RefSeq and is a predicted model, not a curated record.
GUGCUGUGUCCAGGAAUUGCAGCUGUUCGGGCAGGGGGCAAGGGCUGUUGUGGUGCAGGCUGCUGCGGAAAUCGUUGCAGGGUCCAGCCAGAGUUGGAACCCCUGGUAGCCCUGGAACAUGAACAGCCUGCGUGUCUAGGGCCUCAGGGAAUGCUAGGUCGCAUAAUGAAGCCCUUCCGCGCCAGUCUGAGUGCUGAAGGGGAUGUGGAGUUGUCGCAGUACCUGGCUGGAUGGAGGGAACUAGUCAGGUUCCUAACUCCCCUCGGCUCCAUCUUCGCCUUCGCCACAAGGGAGGCCUUCAUCAAGGUGACAGCCCUUGAGGCUUGCGUGGAUGGCCCAGAUGCCGCGCACUACACGUCGCUAGCGACUAUGGUGGUGUGGGAGCAACGAGCCGGACUGCUGGAACGACCAGGGACUGCUUCCAGGGACUCGAUCGGAUCCUCGGGUUCACGAACGCUGCUCUUGUUGCACCGCGCGCUGCGCUGGUCCCAGCUCUGCCUCCACCGGGUGGCGACAGGGACGCUCGGAGGCCCAGACGCCGGUGAGCAGUGCGGUGAUGCCUACCGCACGGCCCUGGCCCCGCACCACCCAUGGCUCGUCCGUCAGGCCGCCCGCCUUGCAUUCCUUGCCCUCCCGAGUCGCGAUCGCCUGCUGGAGCUGGCGUGUCCAGGCACCAGCGAGGCGGACGCGCGGGCUGCUCUGGCCCGGGCCGCCAGCACCCUGGAGGAUGUCUACAACCGCACGCAGGGCCUGCUGGAGGGACAUGGCCUGCUCCAGCUGGCUUAAGCACAGCGGUGGCCAGAGACCCGCCCAGAAAGGAGCACCCUAGGGCGGAAUCAGCACAGCCCAAGGUCGCGCCCCCAUCACUGGCCAGGGACGCAGGGAGCUGGCCGCCUGGGUAGCCCGCCUCCUCCGUGACGUCACCGCAGCUAAGGCGCGUCCUCGGCUGGGGAUGGUUUGGGCUUCUCCCAGUAUCCGCAAUCUCUGGGAGAUCAGAAGAGCUAUGAGAAUUAAAAGUAUUCUUUGGCAGCUGUCGAAGUAGGGCGUUUUACGUGAUGACGGUUUAAGGGAAAAAAAAAAAGAACAGGAAUGUGGGAAGAUGUGGAAUGUGUCACCCCUGUUCCUGGCAGCCAAGAGAUUCAUGAUCCCUCUGGCCUAUCUCAACCACUCCUGUGGCUUCAGUUGCCGACCUUAUGCCAAAUCUCCAGCCCAGACCCAUCCCCUAGACUCCACUGUCAUACAGCCAACUCUUUCUUGGACUCUUCCCACAAACCUAACAUGUCCAGGGCAGAUCCCACCACCCUCCCCCCAGAAGUGCAUCUCCUGUGUUCUCAGUGAAUAACACUUUCUCCCUUCCACUACCUAAAGCCGAAACCCGUGCAUCAUGCCUCACACCAAGCAGGCACUUGGCUUCACAGGGUAUGUUUAUCAAACAACUCCUUGGCCACACCCACAACGGUAGUGAACAUGAAAGAGCCUGCCCAUUUCAUACACUAAAUCCCAAAUUAUACCUCCAAUCCACUUUCUUCUGCACUCCAGAAUUCUCUGUAUGUAACUGCCUGUCUUACAUUUCCACUUGGAUGUCAUCUAAGUGUAGCAAACCUAACAUGUUCAAACUGAGCCAUAGUCUUUACUAGCUCAGUAAGAAACUCCAUUCUUCCAGGUCCUUAAACCAAAAACCUCAUAAUACUUACUCAUGUUUCUUUUUCAUCACACCAACAUCCAAUCUUUGAAAAUCUGACCAGCUCCCAUUUUCUCCCUUGCUCCUACUCUUGUAGAAGCCAACAUUCUGUAUCACCUGGAUUGUUGCAAUAACUUAAUUGUUUCUCUGUCCAUCUCCCUCUUUAUGAUGUAUUGCC